CAGUGCUGUCAGUGAACUUCUCCUGUAAUUCCGCGUCUGUUUGACCUGCUCCGAGCCCUGGAUGUCAUAUUUUUGCAUGAGUAGCUCGCAAACUGCUCCAUUUGUGAAUCUCUCCCUCUCUCUUUCUCUUUCUCCCUGGAGGUGGGGGCAGAGAGGUAUUAGCUGUGCGCCGCAGACAUCAUUAGGAGGGGAGACGCUUUCCACCGUCAGCGCCGGAGCGGAGCGGAGCAGAGCAGGGGAGCCCUGGCAACAAGAAGACACACAAACUCAGCAGCCCGUUACACCCCACAGGAAUGUUGGCUGUAGCUGCGGACAGACAAAACUGAAAGGACACUGAGACAUCUGAGACGCUUCUCCUCCACUCCUGGAAAGACUCAGUCCUCACAUCAGUCAACGUAAAGCUCUGGACGAUUGUCAGCUCCCAGCUGAGCAGGACGCUCCACCUUCUCCGCCCACGUAGCUCUGACUCCUCUGCUCAGGGAGUGCUGAGUCCCUCAGUCCACGUUCCUCAUUGAGGGAUAUAGUCUGGAAACCUCUCCAUGGCCUUGGCUGCCUGCUGACAAAACCAGGAAGUCUGGAGCAGUUGUGGUGAAUGAGUCCCUCGCUCUGCCCUUCUCACUGUAACACCCUCCCACUCCCUCUCGUGUUCUCUUUCUCUGCUUGUAAGCGGUCUCUGGGCGUGCAGCCAGUUGGCUCGUGUGUGUUUUUUGAAUGAAUACCUGAUGAAGUUGGACGAGCAAAUGGUAGGAGGGGCCCAUAUGAGAGUGUGUGUGUGUGUGUGUAUGUGUUUGUGCAGGGCAGACAGUGUGAGAGCACUGGCUCGCAUUCAACCUCUUGCAUAAUACACGUUGGAGCUCUGCAUGCGGGACUCCCUCCCUGUGGGUGUGCGCAACUGUGUGCUACCAAUUGGUAUGUGUGCAUGUGUGUGUGUGAUCACCUGCAUGUCAGUGGAUGUGAGGGGAGCUUCCUGCCUCGCUGUUGAGAUUUAGGAGAGGGCUGCCGGCUGAGCAUGAGUGUCUGUGGUGCUUUUUGAGGGGUGAGAAAAACCAAGUGCAGUUUGUGGCACAAGUGCCCUGGGUCUACUUAGGAUUUUCCGCUUGAAGAGGGAGGGGUGGAGGGAGGCAGGGAAAGAUUUUGGUUGCUUUGCUUUGCAAAGGACACGGCAAAGCAGGAGAGGACUGGAGUCAAGGGAGCAAAAGAAUGAGAGGGGGAGAGAAAGCAUGCUGCAGAAGUGGGCUACUCCUGCUCCCCUGGCUUUCGCUCUGUGUGGGAAGACUUUCUUUUGGAGGGAAAUGAUUCCACAUGAAGUACAACGUACUCGGCCCCCCAUCAUCCUCUGCAGCAGCAGCAGGCGUAACGUUGUGACGCUCUCCCAUACCAGACUGGGCUCAGCCCUCGGCCACUAAAGAUUCCUGGACAGAUCCGGCCACCCCACUCCUCCCAUUAACCAACCUUCCAUAUCUCCAUUUCCAAUCCUAAUUUCAGUGACACACAAUGUUUGCCAGCUGUUUGGAGUAAAAUGGAGGCAGGUUUUUAAAGGUUUAUUUGCAAUUGGUCUGAAAAAGGAAUUAAGCAUUAAAAGCAAAAAGAAAGGAUUGAAGGAAAGUGACAAGGACAGUCAGAGUGAAAGUUCAAAACAAGAAAGGAAAUUGUAUUGGAUCAAUUUUAAAGAAAGAAUACAGCAAGUACAGUUGAGAGUACAAAGACGUGAAGUGAAAUCAGCAUGAAGUCCAACCAGGAACGCAGCAAUGAAUGUCUGCCCCCCAAAAAGAGGGGCACAUCAAGUACAUUACCACCUGAAAGUCGCUCUCCGGCUAUACCACCUGUUCAUGACAGGCCAGAGAACACAGCCUGCUAUGUUAGUGCAGCUGGUGGAAAUGAAAGCAAUAUUACUGCACAUCAUAGCUCCAACAAAACUGAUGGGCCCCAGUAUAAAUCCCCCUCCACCUUAUCAGACUCUUCCACCUCCUCUUCCUCUUUGAGGCUAGUAUCAUCUCUCCCCACAGUGUACACAUCCCCCCUAUCUCAAUCUACAAUUGGAGGAACAGUCCAUUAUACACAACUGCCUCCCAAUAUGCAGUUCAUCGCUUCAUCGUACACUACUCCAUAUACAAGCUACAUUUCUCCUCAGAUACUCCCACACCCUCUCCCCCCUUCCCCUCUCUCCUCCUCUUCAGCCACACAGAGACCAUCGUACACAGAGUCGUCACCUUCUCAGACGCUGGUCACCAAACAGGAGCAGCAUCGAGCGUCCUCGGGACGUACCUCCAUGCCUCCUCCUUCUACGGACCCUUUUCCCCAUCAUAUUCAAAUGUCAACGUCACCAAGGACUGUGUCAUCACCUCAUCACCAAGGAGGCACUCACCUACUGUCCCAGUCCAUGCAUCACCACCAAUCAUUGGGGAAAUAUACAGAUGGCUAUAGCAGAAAGGAGGAAGGAACCAGACCCAGAGAGCUCCAUAAUGGGGAGCUAGAAAGGGGUAGGAGAUUUGGACCCCCACCAGAGCCUUGCCUCUUAAAGUCAGGAGGUAAAUCAAGGGAGGACAGGUCCUCCUUGUCUUCCUUUGAGGCUCGUCAUCUGGUUUUGCCGUCAGACUACUCUACUCAUGAUCACCUAGGGUUAAGAACCUCUGUCAUGUUAAUACCUAAUAGCCAUGGGGACCACCAGUUGGUACCACCCAGAGCCAGCCCUGAGAAACUGACAGCUUCUACGCCCACACACCUGGAGAAAGGCAGCAUGGGUAAGCCUGUCAGUCGCCCACCCUCAUCAUCCAACACCACCUGCUCUUUCACAUUUCCACCUCCACUAAGCGCAGAUAGUCUGAAAGCGGCUGUCAGCACACUGCCGCCCCAGACUGUUAUCCAGACCACCCACAAUGCUUCAGAGCCACUGUCAAUGGGACUCCCUUCGACAAGCAUCUACCCACAGCAACCUCUUAUUGGUUACAUUACAGGGCCCAGUGGGAGCAGCUACCACACUGGCCUACAGCAACACUUGCUCAUUCCAGGCACCCAACCAGUCAUCAUCCCUGUUAGCGGAGGUGGGGUCCCCACACUAGAGCCUGUAACCUCCCACAUUACUUCAUCAACUCAAGCUGCACCUUUUCCUGCUACACUCCCUCACACAUAUAUCGCUGCCACUGCCCCAAAAGGAGAAACUGUGGAAACCCAAAGUGGCACGUUCCACGUGGCUGCUCCAGGUGCAGUGGUUCAAGCCCAGCUUCAUCUCCCCAUUGUUCCUGCUCCACCAGGGCUAGUUGCAGCUUCCACUCCUCCAGCUCAUUCAAGUACAGUGGUGUCCCCCUCACUCCCGCCAUAUUUUAUCAAGGGUUCCAUCAUCCAGCUGGCAGACGGCGAGCUGAAACGUGUGGAGGACCUAAAGACAGAGGACUUCAUCCAGAGUGCAGAGAUUAGCAGUGAGUUGAAGAUCGAUUCAUCCACAGUGGAGCGUAUAGAAGGGAGCCACACCUCACCUAACUUUGCUGUUGUUCAGUUCUCUGUUGGUGAGCAUCGCACACAGGUGAGUGUGGAGGUGUUGCUUGAGUACCCCUUCUUCGUGUUUGGCCAAGGAUGGUCUUCAUGUUGUCCAGACCGAACCACUCAGCUUCUGGAGCUGCCUUGUACAAAGCUUUCUGUGGGUGAUGUUUGUAUUUCACUUACUCUCAAAAACCUGAAGAACGGGUCUCUGAAGAAGACACAAUCUCCAGAACCAGAAAACAAUGCUUCAGUCCCUCACUCUAGCCACGGGCACCUUAAACCCCCCAGAGCCAUCUCAGAAGCAUCCCAGAGCUGCAGUGUGGGAAAUUCCAGACACAGAGAGCGCGAGAACGGGAUCAGCCAGCGGGGGAGCGGUGAUAGCGGGAGUGGGAGUGGAGGAGACUCCAGAGUGGAAAAUGGAGAUCUCACAUUUGGGGAAAGAGGAUCUGUUUCCAAAGAUCAGGUUGCCAGGAGCACAGACCCCAGCUCCAGUAAGCCGUCGGGCAGCAGAAAGCGGAGGUGGUCUGCCCCUGAGGGUCGAAAAGUAGAAAAAUCAGAAGAGGAGCCCCCUUUGACCUUGCCCAAACCUUCCUUCAUUCCUUACGACGUGAAAGUCAGCAUUGAGGGAAGGUCAAAUAUUGGCAAGUAAAAGGAAAGCAGGACUGUUAAAACAUUUGGGAUUACAAAAGAAACAAAACAGGAUUCUUCAGAAAAAGGAAUGCCCACAUUACUAUUUCAUUUGUUUAUUUUAUUUUUUCUAUCUUGAAUACUGUACUGUAGAGGUAACUGUACUCUACGGCGUAUCACCUUACAUAUUAUCAUAUGAGCAAUCGGUGCCGUUGUUGGUGAUAUUUUCAUGAGAUUCUGUAUGCUGAGGGAUUGGGGAGGAGUGCUGAACUUUGUUAUUGGUGGCUCUGUGACGCACUGGCACCAUGCUUGAUGGUUCUGCCCAGCCACAGACACUUUACACAAUAUGUAAAUUUCAAGCUGAUGCAAGCUCUCUUGGUUUUCUUGACAGCAAUUUCCUUCCGUGGGCACUUGUACCCGAGACUGCCUGGACAAAAACACUUCAACCACCGAGACUUGCCAAGUUAGCAGUAAAACAUCAGCUGAUUUUAAAGAUUAGGGAUUUGUAGCUAAAUCCUGAAUGUAAUUGUCAAAAGUAAUUGGUAUUUGGUACAAUUUAUAUCCAUCUUUUUUCUAUAAAUGCAUCAGAACAAAUCACGCAGGAGUCACCGAGUAGAGCCAGUGCGUCACGUAGUAGAGAGGGAACAACACUUACUCUGCUUACUUUAUUGACAGCAGAGUCUUUACUUUUAUCUGUAGCAUUUUCAUCUUAAUGUUUUAAUUUUGUUAACCUCUCAUCUUUUAUCUCACAAGAUAGUUGCUUUAAAUGAUUGUCAAAAAAACUAAAUCAGGGGUCAUUUAUUCCUUGAUUGAACCCUAGUUGGGUCAUUGUUGGUGUAUAAAUGUGAUACCCUAACCUGAUACAUACAAGUGCAAAACACACUGUGUUGGUGAGCAUUGCUUUAAGAAAAGAUGAUUGUGUACAAUCCCAAUUGUAUUUGAUGAAUUGCUUUGUAUUUUUGUCUGUUUAGAAGAGCUGCGUGAGAGGAACAAAGAGAGUUUUGCAUGUGAGCUCUGAGAGGGUCGGGAUGUUUCAAAUCACUCUAAACACCUGUCACACUCACCCUACAGCAAGCAGACUUUAGUUGUAUCUUUAUUCACACAGUACUGUAUGUUUUUAGAUAUUUUUUUUAUUAUUUGGAGAAAAGUAGAAAGUAGCAGCAGCACUUUGGAGAGGAGAAGCAUUUGGAAAAGCAACAGGGAGCUGAUGUGCCAUGGAAUCAUAAAGCAGUGGAUGAAUGUGACAGGUAUAGAAGAAAUUCUAGGUCAGACAUGGAUUAAACUGGUGGUGUAUUGAUGACAUUAAGUACAAAUAUAGUGAUUUACGGUGCCUUGCAAAAGUUUUGUUAUGUUUUUUUGCAUUUUGUCACAUCACAACCACAAACGUCAAUGUACUUUAGGGGGGUAUUUUAUGUAAUAGAUCAGCACAAAAGAGUGCUUAAUUGUAAAGUUGGAGUAGGUCAAUCCCAGUUGUUUUUACUAAUAAAAAUCGGAACAAUUUGUGAUGUAAUCUUUUAUAUACAGCAUAUUUUGAACGGAAUGUAAGUGUAAAAUGUCUGGUUUUCUUCCAGCUUGAUUAUGUAUUUUGUUCCAUACACUGUCUAAUAAACUCUGAUCAGCUUCCCUCACCCUGCUGAAGAAAGGCAUCCUUGCAGCAUCAUGUUGCCACCACUAUGUUUCACAGUUUGAAUGAUAUGUUUAGUGUGAUGUGCACAGCGUUUUGCAAGGAGGCCAAAAAUGUUUUGGUGCCAUCUCACGAGAGCACCUUCUUUCACCUGUUUGCUGUGUCCCCAUAGUUCGCUGCAAAUUUUUAAAAAGGACUUUGAAUACCAUUCUUUCUACAGUGACUUCCUUUUUGCCACUUUCAUACAGGCGAGGUUUAUGGAGUGAAAUUUGCAGUUUUACACAGUAAAAUCCACCUAUGUGUGAUUUACUAGUUAAUUAACAAAUGAAACUUGCACUGGGUUUUAUUUUUUGUCAUCACAAAGAGGGUGUUGAAUGCAAACCACACUUCACUCUUUACAAUUAUGUGCUACUUUGUCUAUCACGUGAAUGCAAGGCAGUGUGUGGUUUAAUGUGACAAAAUGUGUAAAAAUAGCUAUGUGGAUUCUUUUGCAAGGUACCAUGCACAAUAGUAGACAAGUAUUGGAAUGUGUUUUCAUAGUUUGGGCUGUGGGAUAAAGGUGAACAGAAAAAAACCCCAGCUUUUUAAAAUCCCAGUGAUGUUCUGUGCUAAAACAAGAGCUUAUAACUCACACCACAUCAUUUUGAAGGUCACCAUGUAUUUUGUAACGUAUGUGUGUGUGUGUGUAUGAUGCUGGUGUGUGUCUCUCCAUACACCCACACGCAGACAAAAAAACAGUACAGACCAUCCCUGAAAUCAUUGACCUUUGAUAUGUACUGUAUUUGUCAAUACAUUUUUAGAUUUCUGCAGGUGCAAGCAUACUUGGUGCACGGUGUCCCUACUGCAAAGACACCGGUGGACUGACAUUGGACUGGUGCACAGCGCUAGCAGUACUGUCAUACUGAAAGUGCUUUGUGGUGUGUUUGUGUAUGGAUGGGAAUUUAGGAGUGUGUGUGUGUUUGCGUGUACAUGUGCAUUGUGCAUAGGAAAGAGGUAGUUAUUAGAUAUAUAUUUAGGAAAUGCUUAAUGUCCAGUGUUUCUACUUGGAGUCUUUACUUACGAGAAUCUUGCAAUUUGCACAUCAGGAGGAGAGAGUUAGGUGGAGACAUGAUUUUCAGCGCCCCUGCCCUGAAACAAACUCUAGACCACAUAAAAGACACUGGAGGAAACCAGGGUUUUGUUUUUUUCUGUUCCACAAUAGGCACUUCGCCACAUUUAGAGCACAUGCUUCUACAUCAGCUCUUUAAAUGUCAGUUACAAAAAUGUAUUUAAACACAGAGCAGAAUUUAAAUGUGCCUGCCUACUGAAUUUAUUCAAAGACGGAAUAUUUCCUAGUGUCUCUCAAGGAGAUUAUUUGCCCACGGUUGAGCCCUUCGUGAUGGAGAUGGAACGUCUCAAAACAGCUGAAAGCCAUCAUCACUAAGAUGUAGCGGUUACCUCAGCAAAUGUGCUUGCCUGGUGGUUCGUAUUGAUGAAUUUUUAAAUCAGUGAUGUUAAAGGUUCAACACCAUUACACACUGGUUCUUGCAUAUAAAAGUCCUUGCAACGUUGAUUGUUUUGAAACAUAUAUAAUAAAGGAAAUUAGUUUUAAAAUUUUCUUUGUGUAAGACCCUUUAUGCCAGAUUAAGACCAUACCAUAUUAAAAUCAGCCAGUAUGUUGAUAAUUAUUGAAGGAUUUUCUUUGAUGCUUUAAGACGACAAUGUGCAAACUAUUAUGGGUAAAGUAGCAUGGGAGUUACUCAAAUGAUUUAAGCACAUUUUUGUGAUGUGGGUCCUCAGUGAAGAUGCUUUAGUUAGCAUUAGGAAUAGCUAAUCAAUGGCACAAUGCCAUCAGUUUUGCCCAUUAGUGAUUUUAAGGUUGAGUGGCCUGAUGCUAGGGCUACAACCUUAUUAUGCCCACAUUAGACAGUUAAUAAUCAAAACUGUUUGUUCUUAAGCCUUAGGAACUGCAGCUUCUAGAGCUUAAACAAGCAACCCACCAUCCCAAUAAAUAAAUGAUUUGUAAAGGCCAAACAGGUAUGUCCUCAGCUCCCUGUGGAAUAGCACACACACCUCCAAAUUGUGAGACCGUAAACAAAGUUUUUCAAGCUGCAGUUCAAAUGUUAUUUUCCAAGCUGGUAAAAGAGAUGGUCUUAAUCUGUAAUGAAGGGGACCAGACUAUAUUUCACCAUGAGAUGAAUUCUUCUGCAAGCAUAUCUGUUAUGCAUAACUGCUUCAGUUCAGCUUUCAUAUCCCAUCUCUUAAGUCAUGGCUUGUUGACAUUUAUCCCACAGGUUGUAGUUCACCUCUAAGGGGCAAUGAUGUUUCAUGUGGUGAGUGUUUGUUGGGUUGAUGGCAGAGAUGGGCGGAUCAGUCAAUGAAACAAGAUGGUAAAGGGGAGUUAACAAGAAGACCCCAAAUGAGAUUUGAAAAUGCUUUAUUUUUUUAUAAUAAAACAGGGUUUUCAGAUCAACAUCACCAUAGUAGUGCUCUUUUAUUUCUUUCCUCUCCUUCAGAAACCUAUUCAAGAGAAAUAGAAAGAGAAGUAUGUGUUCCUGUGUGCAUGUGUUUUACAAAUGUAUGUUUCUUGUUUUGUCUUUUCCCUCUUACCAAAAAGCAAGGAAAAUCAACAUUAAAACAAACCUUACCCCCAAUCCAGUCAUCCAAACUUUUGUAUUCAAAUAGGUUACACAUAAAAAAAUUGUAUACCAAAGUCUAAUUAACCUACUCUUGUUUUGGUUGGGUUAGGAAAGCAAUAGAAAACCCAUAUUCAGGCACUCUGCUCUCAUGAGUGGAACAGUCUCUGCAAUAAACAUUUAAUGAAAAUAUUCCUCCAGCAUACAGUCAAACAAAUGUCUGUCUAUUGUGAAAAUAUAUUUAGAUAAUUAUCCAUCGAUACAACUUGCUUCAACAAAACUUUUCCCCUUUAUAAAUUCUACUUUAAUAUCUUGAAGUUGCUGUUGCAAUACCAGUUGCUAGUUUUCAGGGAAGACUCGUAUAUAUGCAGUAACCUAAUUUAACUCCCCCAAACCUCUUCUUUUUUCUGCUGGUCAGUCAUUAACGCUGAUGCUGAAGCUACAGGUCAGCAUACGUCACAUGCACCUGAAGCAACCAGCGCUUUGUCUCUGCCCAGCUCUGCCUCGUUGCCACGACUACAUAGUGACCUCGUUAACUUUGUUUCAGGUACCCGAUCGCAGCCAGCCAACCUCCCAGAUACCUCCUCUUGAGGCAAAGCAAUCGUUUAACUCCGUAACAACCGUUAGCUACCUUUCAGUGUGAUCCUGUCUUCAUGUUAGCGUAAAAUGACCAUUAAAGGGGUUUUUUUAGGGGAAAAGGGGGAUGGAAAGGGUUUCUGUGGAAAGGCUAUGAUCAGUCAGUAUCCUAAAGGGUAAAGUUAAAAUAAUAAGCCAAGUUUGGAGGAAGAAUUUGAAACAGUUAAUGCAGUGUCUAGUGAGAGUGAGACCAGCUCCAAAAUGGGUUUCCAUUUCAAUGAUUUUAUAAACUUUUUAACCAUUAUCACCUUUUACACAGAUGUUGGAUAUUCACACUGAUCACAUGUUCAUCUGUGGUUCCUUACUGAAAAUGUUUCUUGAGAAAUUCACAUUGCAUAACAUAAAGUGUUCAGUGUAAUUGACCAUAGAUUUUUACACUAAAUAAAUUACUGUCUCUUGCAAGGUUGGACUUAAAACCUUCAAAUGGACCGCAAUGUUCGACUGACCAAAGAGCAACAUGGUUUCUAUUGUAAAUAACCAUUCAGGGCAAAUAUAAAAGGGGAUCAGAAGUUAUAAAAUAUGGUUCACAUGAAUUGCUGUGUAGUUCUUCAGAUUAGUUUUGAGAUGGCAAAAAUUCAUCAGAUUAAUAAUGUUGUUAUUGGGUCAUUGCUGGGGUCUGUCAAUAGCAGUUGCAUAAACCAUAUAAAAGUGGAGGCCCUCGUGCUGUUAAAAACUUUUUGUGAAAGUCUGUGGAUAAUGAUCAGGUUAUCUAGUGUUAAAUACAUAGAAAGGUGAUGCUGGUGUGUUAGUUACCAAAGGGCACAUGUCAACCUAUGGCAGUGAAACACAAGAUAGAUACUCAAAUCAUGUGACAAGUAUAUAAUUAAUUUCUUUAAUCCUUAUAGGACAACUGAAAUUGAAACUGCAACUCAGUAAAAAAAAAAAAAUUCUCUGAAUCAUCAUUUGGUUUAUUUAAUGUGAUUAUGCUUGUUAAAAUAGAUCUAUUAAACCCUUCUUUUUUGUGUUUUUAUUUUAAAAUAAUUUGUUGAGGUAUUGCUAUUAGACCCUAUUUCAGAGUGCAUGUAUUCCAAACCUCUGUCCAUCAAACUUGGGAAAGUUAUAUACUGCUCAUAUCCUCUUCACAGAACCCCACUUAAAAAAAAAAAUCUUGCCACUAAGGUUUUUAUUUUACUGAGAAAAUUCUGUCAAUUUUAGUUAAUAACACAAGUGAGCUUGGCAUGGAGAUUUGUCAUGGAUGAAGUCGAGGGAGUCGUAAAGUUCUUGUUUUGUUUAUUGAUCUGAAGUUUGCUCAUUUUUAAUCCUCUUUAAAUAUAUCAUAAUGUGCAAUACUUACAUUUUAUUUUCCCCUCUAUUACCGUGCCAAUUGUAUGUAGAGCAUUCAGAAAGCUUUUGUGUUCUAACCUCUCUCCAUGUGUGGCCCUUCUGCAAAACAACAGUAAGGAGGCUUUUUUUUUAAGCAAGAAACAAAUAAACCAUUUUUUUUGUUUUUUGUUUUAUUCCUCGUUACUCUCUUUUCCCCACACCUGUGUGGCCUUCCUCUGUUUUUGUGUAUGUCUGCAUCAUGAGUCCUGCGUGUCGUUCAAACACGUACGAGUGUGUUUUAUGUGUGUGUUUGUUGUUUUCUUCUCUAAUUGACUGUGAGAUCGUAAAACCCUGAACCUCAGUGGUUCAUGGUUGGACUCACAGAUAAGAAAAAUAACCUCAUUGAUAGUGGGGACCACUUUUUGUAAAAAGUUGGAAAAAAGAAAGAAAAGUAAAAAAAAAAAAACAACAACAAACCAACAGAGAUGCACAUGUAAGUAGAUGUAAACAAAAAAAAAAACUUGAUAAUGUUUCAGCACUUUCUAAUCCUGGGACGGGCUCGGUCUAACCCCUCUUUCUCAGACCGCGGCCCAUCCUAGGGAAAACAUUCAUUCAAAAAUACAUAGAGAGUGACAAUGGGGGGGAAAAAGGAGGAGUGUGAUUACUGAUGGGAAAGAGAGGUGGCUCAAGUUUUUUUUGCACAUCAGUUUUCUUUCUUCUUUGCAGUAACCUUGAGUUUGUCCCAUCUUCACUUGGUGCCGGCGCGUUCCUGGGUCCAACGGGCCAUGGCGCUAGGUGAUUCUGUGGCUUGUUUUUCCAUGAGGAAAACCUGUUUCUGUCUUUUUUUUGUGUGUGUGUGAGGAACAGAAAUCUUUCCCCACCCCACAGCAUCCAAGCUGGGUCAUUAUUUGUGCUUUCAUUGUGCUCCCAUGUUUUUGAGCUCUAAUUUGGCAGAGGUGUUUGACAGCUCGGUUUGGGUCGUGCGGUGUGAAAACACUGCGUCCAAACCUUCGCUUUGUUUGCAUUAUCUUUUGGUGCAGGAGCUUUUUUGUUUUGUUUCUGGUCUCCUCGUAGCACUCAGUAUAAUGUCGGGGGACUUGAAAAACUAUGUAGAGAAUGUGUCAUUGUUCAUUCUUACGACAAGCUUCCUCAGUUGAGGAACACUGCUUAUGUUUUUUUGUUGUUUUUUUUAAAUUGGCUUCUUGCACAACUCGACAAACAAAAUGAAUGUUGGUGUGUGAGCUUUGACUUUUUUAAUAAAAAAAAAAGGCAUGUGUGCUCCAUUGUUUCUUGAUGUUUGUAUUUUCAUUUUUUGCAAGAAAAAGGAUGUUUUUGGCACUUUUUUGUGUUUUAAAGUUUUAAAAGUGAAUAGAACUUUAUCAGGAUUCCUCUUUUUCCUUGUUAGUUAUGUUAGUUUUCUUUUUUCUUUUUUUUUUUUUUUUUGUCCAUAGCGCUGGAUAACCAACUCAGGCAGAAAGAUUAAAAAAAAAAAAAAAAAGUUUCACCCCAAUCAAUUUACAUAGUGGGCUGUUUAAUGUAUGUACAUUUAUCACAUAUAAUUUGAUAUUGCAGUUGAUUUUUGAUGAUUAACAAAUGUCAUAACUGAAAGUAAACUAUAAAUUAUUACUCUGAUAUUCUGUGUAAAAUGCUGGAGAUGCCUUGGAUUUCUCUUCAGUGUACUAAACGUCUGCGCACAGCGACAAACUCUUAGAACUGUUUGCCUCUGACCUUCCCCACUGCCAUGGAGGGGAUGGAGGCCAUACGUCAGUCGAUUCCUUCCCCUGGUCUGAACACUCAGCCUUGAGGCUCGCCACUGGUCUGUCUAGCUAUCACUCUGCGAACCUGGUACAUCGAGUACUAAACUGAAACUCUAUACAGGCCGAUGAGGUGGGGGCAGAGACCCCUACAUCAGCACAGUCCGGCACAGACAGCCUGUCCUGUGGUGGGCCACAGAAAAUCCCAGCCAACUUGUUCGUACUAUAUUGUACUCACUCAAGUCUCCGUGUGUCACCACCCUUAUCCUCUAUAGCAAAUGGAGAAAAAAAAAACCUGUUGGUGUAUGUAUUUGACAUCUGUAUAAAUGCACCUCUUUGAAAAGGAAAAUGAAACCUUGACAUAUCUGGACUAAACUGACAACUUGUGUCUUUAUUUAAGAGCGACACACUGAUGCACAUAAACACUGCACUUAAA
Messenger RNA from Xiphophorus hellerii (green swordtail), 12432 nucleotides. It is a transcript of the gene atxn1a, whose product is annotated as ataxin 1a. Gene Ontology annotation, cellular component: nucleus. Bases 1724 to 4126 code for a protein of 800 amino acids. The transcript has 6 exons. Gene Ontology annotation, biological process: nervous system development; negative regulation of transcription by RNA polymerase II. Gene Ontology annotation, molecular function: protein binding; RNA binding. The record is from RefSeq and is a predicted model, not a curated record. Lineage: Eukaryota; Metazoa; Chordata; Actinopteri; Cyprinodontiformes; Poeciliidae.